This is a messenger RNA of Pistacia vera, 1032 nucleotides long. Its product is annotated as zinc finger BED domain-containing protein RICESLEEPER 2-like. Lineage: Eukaryota; Viridiplantae; Streptophyta; Magnoliopsida; Sapindales; Anacardiaceae. The transcript has a single exon. Gene Ontology annotation, molecular function: DNA binding. The record is from RefSeq and is a predicted model, not a curated record. Bases 1 to 1032 code for a protein of 343 amino acids.
AUGGGAUGGGGAAUUGAAAAUAAGGUAUAUACUAUUUCUGUAGAUAAUGCUUUAAGUAAUGAUGUUGCGAUUAAGGUUUUGAAGGAAAAUUUUGAAGUUUCAGGGAAACUCCUUUAUGGAGGUAAGCUGUUUCAUGUGAGAUGCUGUGCACACAUCUUGAACCUGAUUGUUCAAGAUGGACUUCAUCAAAUUAGGCACAUCAUUGAUGACAUCUAUGAGAGUGUGUUGUAUAUCAACAGUUUAGAAAGCAGACUCAAGGUAUUUUCUGAGAUUGUUCAACAACUUAAAUCGCCGUAUCGGAAACUUAUUCUUCAUUGUAAAACAAGAUGGAAUUCUACCUAUGAAAUGUUGGCAACGGCAAUUAAGUUCAAAAAGGUUUUUCCAAGAGUGAAAGAAAGGGAUAUCAAUUAUCAUAAUAAUCUGAGUGACGAGGAUUGGGAGAAAGUAGAGAAAGUUUGUGAAGUUUUGAAAGUAUUCAGUGGUUCAACCAAACUCGUUUCAGGAAGUGAUUAUCCGACAUCUAAUUUAUUCUUGAAGGAGGUGUGUUCAGUGAAAUAUAUGUUGGAUAGUAAAAGUGAAUCUGAAGAUGAUUUUAUUAGAGUAAUGGUUAGGAAAAUGAAACAUAAGUUUGAUAAAUAUUGGGGGGAAUGUAAUGUGUUGAUGUCUGUGGCUGCUGUAUUGGAUCCUCGGUUAAAAAUGAGGGUCAUUCAAUGGGCAUUCCCUAAGAUGUAUAUUGAGGUAGAAGGACGGGCAAAUAUGGUGAUGAUCCGGGAUGUAUUGUAUGAGUUAUAUAGGGAGUAUGUUCAAGCUAACCAAGGUGUGACUAUCGCCCGUGCUUCUACAUCACAAAGGGAUGGACAUGGAGCCAUUGGUGAGGCGGCUGCGGUUGAGGGAGCCGAGGCCUGGGAUGAUUUUAGCACUUUUCUAGACGUGGUUGACACUGUUGAGCCUAGUCAGUCUGAGUUGGACUGUUAUUUGGGAGAGGGAUGCCAUAAGUGUGUGGGGGAUCAUGACUCAUUCGAUACCUUAUAG